AUGCCCCCCUGGGGCUGCGCUCUUUUGAUCGGGACGUUCAUUGCGUCCAUGAUCGCUAUCACGCUGGUGCAAUACACGCUCACUGAUGUCCUCCCUAUCCUUGCUAUGGUCGAGACUCCCGCCGCCGCUAUCACCGUUUCCAACCAUGAUGAGCCCGCUUCCAAGGACGAGAAGGAGGGCCUCCUCGAGACCGGCACCGAAAUCACGCUUGUCCACCAGAAGCCCAUCACAUCGUCGAUUCGCGGCACCAUCCGCCACCUCGUCUCUGAGGCCGGCAAGUUCUCGCGAUGGAGGGGAUUCCGCUACCAGAUGAUGUACGCGCUUGCGCUUGGCUGGACGAGCAGCCUGCUCGAGGCUUUCUUCCCGCGCUUCCCGCCCGUCAGCUCCAUCUUCAUUGCCGCCAUCUCUGGCGCCGCCACCGCGAACCUCCACGCUGCAUGGACCCACAAGGUCAUCUCCACGCCCAGCGACGUGAGCUUCUGGAGCCGUAUUCCCAGCCGCAAGGAGUGGAAGGUCCUGGCCCUCCCCGCUGCCGUUGCCGCCACCAUGCCCUACGUCUCGCUCUUCCUUUCCCUGGGCUUCGUCUCAUGGUUCGGCAUUGCUGAGGACGCCAACCACAGCAACUUCGCCAACUUCAACGGCGGGCAAUGGGCCUCGUUCAUCCUCCGCUGUGUUGCCGUCCUUGCCAUCUCCGUGGCCUGCACCCUCUUCCUGUGCAUGCCCGCCGUCGUCACCCAAAUUCGCGUUGAGGCCUCGAUCCUGCCCGAGAACCAGGAUGUUAUCGUGCCCUUCGACCGCACCUUUGGCGGUAAGGUUGUGCCCAAGGUUCUUGGCGGCACCGGCUGCGUCAGCUUCAUGGAUGCCUGGAGGAGCUUCAACUGGGAGGCUCGCCGCAGGCUCAUCAAGCUCUACAUCAAGGGCUUCAUGUGCAUUGCGGCACUUGCUUUCGUUGUUGUCCACGUCUUGGCCUUUGAAGUCUUCGCUAUCAUGGGUCCCGAGGUUGGCAAGCUCCUGGCUGAGGCCCAUAGGCAGGGCACUUUCUAG
Messenger RNA from Paraphaeosphaeria sporulosa, 1044 nucleotides. RefSeq lists its product as uncharacterized. NCBI's taxonomy places the organism in Eukaryota, Fungi, Ascomycota, Dothideomycetes, Pleosporales, Didymosphaeriaceae. The record is from RefSeq and is a predicted model, not a curated record. The transcript has 2 exons. Bases 1 to 1044 code for a protein of 347 amino acids.